Messenger RNA from Rhizophagus irregularis DAOM 181602=DAOM 197198, 1587 nucleotides. The record is from RefSeq and is a predicted model, not a curated record. Lineage: Eukaryota; Fungi; Glomeromycota; Glomeromycetes; Glomerales; Glomeraceae.
AAAAACUACAUGUAAUCACAUUAAAACCUAUUGUAAUUCACAUUUAUUUAAUUAAUUAUUAUAGCAAUCUAGCAGGUUGGAACCACCUGAUCGUUCCAUGCGUCAUAAAAGAUCUUUCGAACAAAAUAAUAUUUCACCAUCAAUAUCACCAAAAACAUCUUCGGAUACUAUAGAAAUACCAAAAGCACAUACUCUACCUCCAUCAAACCACGUAGGUCGUCGUCAUUCACGUUUAUUUGAUGCCAGUUCACUUAGUGAUGCCUUCAAACAAAAGGUUUCUUCAAAUGCUUCGAAGGCACUUGAACAAAUUACAGGGAAACCUAACGGACAUACUAAGAUUGAUGAUAAACAUAAAAAUCGUGGAGAUUCUUCCGAAACUUCAAAGAAAACUGGUUUUUUUUCUAAAAAAAAUGAAUCGUUAGAUAACCCUCCAAAAAUUCGACAAACUGAAAAUCGUGGGAAAACAACCGGGUCUCAUACUAGAAAUGCUUCUAUUACAAGCUUUCGAAGUGAACCUUAUGAAGGUGGUAUGGGGCGCACAUUUUCAAUUUCUAGUCAGCGAAGUGAUAUUACCGAUAUCUUAUCAAGGAAGAGUGAUCACGGUGAUACGGACAAUUCAAGCCGAAAAGCCGGAUCUCCCUCUUCCAGCCGAAAAGCAAAAUCAUCGAAUAUUCAACAAAGUCACCCGCAUUUACCUCAUAUUGAUGAAAAUACUACAAAUGUUCAAUUAAGUCCACCAUCACACAGUGAAUACUAUUCAAAUACACCGGAUUCUCCAGCCACUUCGCGUUCUAGUUCUCCCACUAGUCCAAGAUUUCGACCUAGUCUUAGUAACAAAGCACCUCCAGUACCUCGCAAAAGCGGUCAUUUUAAUGGCUUGGAAAUUGGCCCACCAGUACUACCGCCAUUGUCGUUCUCAAGUGGAGAUGAUGACUUGAGUAGGCUAGUUGCAAGUGGAAAAAAUGACGAAAAACGCAAAAAUAGGCGUGGAGAUUUUUCGAAAGAUAAGAAUAUCAAAAUAUUAAAUGGUGUUGAUUCGAUGGAUUUUGAAGGGUUUUCAUCCGGCAGUUCUCCUAUGUCACCGAACAGAAAGAACAGUGGAUCUUCAAUAACUUCAUUAUCCAGCCGAGAAAAUGAAAUAAUCAUAACUGAACCGGAAGAUGUACCAUUGGAAGAAUUACAAAAAGCUUAUGCUGAUACAAAAAAGAAAUUGACAGAAGCUGAAAGCAACGUCCGCAAAAUAAAGGUAUUUAUGAAUAUUUAAAUUUAUUGUGUAUAAUAUUUAUUAACAAUAUUCCAUAAAUUAUAUAGAGAGAAAGUAAGAGAGCAUAUGAAGAAUUCACUCUAGAAUUUAAUAAUGAAAUAACACUAAGGAAAAAGACCGAAGAGCAAAUUCGUGCACAACUUGAUAAACAGACUCAGCAGAUAGAAGAAUUAAAGAAAGAAAAAGCUGAAAUGGAACAACUGAUUAAAGAUUCUCGAUUUACAAAACAACAAUUGCAAGAAAUGCAACAUAGUUUAAGCGUAAUGAACGUACAAAAAGAAUUAAAUAUUAAGGAAAUCGAAGGAUUAGCUAAAGAAAAGCAA